AAUACCAAGAAGAUGAAUCGCCAGUUAUCUGGAAAUACCAAGAAGAGGAACUAUGCCAGCUAUGAAUCAAGACAGUUAAAAGAUCUUUGGAAACCAUGAAAAUUGUAGCAGCAACCCAAGCAACUGCCAUCUAUCUGAAAAUAAUACCAGGAAAAUCCUGAAAUAACAGCCACCUCCUACAAGCAAGAAAAAUUUGACUGUGGCUGCAAGUGGAAAAAUUUGGAAAGCCAGCAAUUAAUGCCAUGUCCAGGUGUGACAGUCGGCCUGCGUGAGGUCAUCUCUUCACCUUCAACAAAGCACACACACACACUUAGCCUGGCCCUGGAAUUGCAAACAUUGUAUCAUUCUAGUCCAGCUACCCUCACCCUGUGCUAAUUCCAAGUUUUAACCUACCAGCCUACCAGCCUGAGUACCAGAACAAGUUUUGCUGAGGUUGAAGUAGAUAUAUUGAAUUAAAAUGCAAGACGAUGCAGCAUCUACGUCCCAAACACCCAGUGUGUAUGGAAGUUCAUAUUCAGAAGAAGAAAAGAGGAUUCUGGCACUCUGUGAGCAGUUCAAGCAAGGCAUCACAGUAUCCGUCAUAGAGAAUGAUAUGCCUCACCUCACCAAGCAAAUGGUGGUUGAUGCUCUUAAUAAAUUGUUGGCUAAGAACAAACUUCAAUUGCUGUCUAAACAAGAUGGUAGCCUCCUAUAUAAGCUGAAGGACCCUGUAUUGCUACAUAAAUUAAAAGGAGCCAAUAAAGAAGAACAGGCAGUUUAUGAGAUCAUAGAGCGGAGUGGCAGCUUUGGAAUCUGGGCUCGCAAAAUCAGGGCCGAGUCCAACCUCCAUCUGAAUGUGGUGGACCGCGUCCUGAAGAGACUUGAAAGCAAGAAAUUAAUAAAGAGCAUAAAUUCUGUGCAAGCUCCAAAGAAGAAGUUCUACCUGGUGAGCAGCAUAGAGCCUGACCACAGCCUCACUGGUGGGGCGUUCUAUUCAGACAAUCAGUUUGACAGCAACUUUGUUGAGGUUCUCAUGGACACGUGCUACAAAUAUCUGGCGACAAAGCUGAAGUCAGCAGAAGCAGAGCACGGCAAAGACGGCCCCUUGACUGUCGUGAAUGCAGCUAAGGUCACGUCUAAGGAGAUGCAGGAAUACAUCGAGCGCGUCAAGCUCGCUAAGAUCGCGCUGAGCGUGCAGGACGUGGAGAAGCUGCUAGAUACUCUCGAGCUGGACGGGGUGGUGAGGAGCUGCAGCGGGGGGUAUGGGGGCAAGGCGGGGGGUGGGGGGGUCAAGUUGUGGCGCGCUGUCCCCGACUGCACCCCCACCCCCCACCUCCUCUACGCCCCCUGCGGCGUCUGUCCGAUGGCUCACCGCUGCUGUGACAUGGGCAGCAUCACGCCCCAGUCCUGCCGCUACCUCGAGGAGUGGCUGCAGUAGGCCUGUGCUCAACCAGCCUAACGUCCACCUAGGCCUGUGUUCAACUUGCCUAACGUCCACCUAGGCCUGUGUUCAACCAGCCUAACGUCCACCUAGGCCUGUGUUCAACCAGCCUAACGUUCACUCAGGCCUGUGCUCGACCAGCCUAACGUCAACUCAGGAAUGUGCUCAACCAGCCUAACGUCCACUCAGGCCUGUGCUUAACCAGCCUAACGUCCACCUAGACGACCCUACUAGUCAACUCGCCUUCGGUCGCCUAGUCCUCGUUUGGCUGUGUAUUACCACCCAAUAAACUAUGCCUUUAGU
Hyalella azteca is the source of this 1723-nucleotide messenger RNA. It is a transcript of the gene Polr3F, whose product is annotated as DNA-directed RNA polymerase III subunit RPC6-like. The transcript is spliced from 10 exons. The record is from RefSeq and is a predicted model, not a curated record. Gene Ontology annotation, biological process: transcription by RNA polymerase III. The coding region runs from base 458 to 1417 and encodes 319 amino acids. Gene Ontology annotation, cellular component: RNA polymerase III complex. NCBI's taxonomy places the organism in Eukaryota, Metazoa, Arthropoda, Malacostraca, Amphipoda, Hyalellidae.